CUGUGGCGCUGAAAAAGACUUGAGCUCAGAGGCGGUCCUGAAUCGUUUGAGUGGCGCGCGGCCUGUGGGAUCGAAAAAGAGGCCUGGCGGCUUCGCUGCUGUCCCGGGUGCCGUCAUGGCUUGGAAGUACCUGAAUGACUUUUCCUGGGACUUAGAUCCUGAUUUGUAUGGAGAUAGGCUUUACAAUCCCUUUACUCGAGAACUGUAUUCUCCUUUAGAAGAAUUGUUGGGGAUAGGUGGCACCGCAGAUGAAGAUAUAGAUUCAGCUGUCUUAUUUGGAACUCUGCGAGGCAAUGUGGUUGGAUUGCGCUACUAUACGGGUGUGGUCAAUAAUAAUGAAAUGGUGGCACUUCAGCGAGAGCCCAACAACCGAUACGACAUGAAUGCUAUAAAAGUAAAUAAUGUGAAUGGAGAGCAAGUAGGCCACAUUAAAAAAGAACUGGCUGCAAGUCUGGCACACAUCAUGGACAACAAACUGGCACAAAUAGAAGGGGUUGUUCCUUAUGGAGCACAUAAUGCUUUCACUAUGCCAGUACUGCUGAGUUUUUGGGGAAAAGCAGAGAAUAAGGAAGCGGUUCUGAGGAACCUGUCGUUGGAUGGCUUCAAAUUGGCUCCUCCAGGAAAAUCUUUAGGCUUUGGAUAUAGUGGGACAUCAGGAAAAGCUGGAACAAGUUACAGUGCUCCAGUUCGUGCUGCUGUACAAAUGACAACUGAACAGUUGAAGACUGAGUUUGACAAACUGUUUGAAGAUCUGAAAGAAGAUGAUAAAACACGUGAAAUGGAAGCAGCUGAGGCAGUUUUAACACCCUUGCUUCCACAUCAGAAACAGUCUUUAGCUUGGAUGGUUUUGCGUGAAAACAAUAAGGAGUUGCCUCCAUUCUGGGAAGAGAGGGAGGACUUCUUCUACAACACAAUUACAAACUUUGCUGAAAAAAAGCGACCUGAAAAUGUUCUUGGAGGCAUACUGGCAGAUGAUAUGGGAUUGGGUAAAACGCUUACCACUCUUGCAGUCAUCCUUACCAAUUUUCACAGUGGCAAACCUCUUCCUCUUGAGAAGAAAAGCAAUCAGUUGAAGGAGGAAUACUCUCUUCAGCAGAAACAUAACUUAAAAGGACCCAGUGUUUUGGAAACAGAAGAAGAAAAUGAUUCUGUUCUGCCUCAGUCAUCUUGUCCAAAAAGAGAUAAAGAGAAGAAAUUCACAAACACAGUCAGUAGUGACUCGGAGCCUGAAGAGAAGAUAACACUAAUAAACACCAAAGCCCCAAAAACGCAACCGGGAUCAAGAAAAAGGAGAAAAGGAGCUUCUUCUGAUGUUGUGGAAGAUAGCGCGUUUGCCUCUGCUCUUGGGGAAUCAGCCACUUAUUCAAAGAAGGCAAAGAGAAAGGGUACUGCUUCUGCUCUUGGGAAACCAACCACUUACUCAAAGGCAAAGAAAAAAGGAGGUACUGCUGUGCAGUCUAAGAAAAGUGAGUCUGAAGAGAAUCUUAGAGCAACGCUGAUCAUCUGCCCACUUUCUGUUCUCAGCAACUGGACUGAUCAGCUUGAACAACAUAUUGAUCCAGCUGUUCAUCUGAACACUUAUGUUUAUUAUGGUUCAGAGCGCACCAAAGAUCCAGCGGUCCUUUCAAGACAGGAUAUUGUGUUAACAACUUACAAUGUUUUAGCUAAUGACUACAGUGCAAAAAGUAAUAGUCCUUUGCACAAUUUUAAGUGGCUGAGAGUGGUGUUGGAUGAAGGGCACACAAUACGAAACCCGAACGCUCUACAAACAAAGGCUGUUCUAGAUUUGGAUGCCCAAAGAAGAUGGAUUUUGACAGGCACACCUAUUCAGAAUUCCUUGAAGGACUUGUGGUCUCUUCUUUCUUUUUUGAAGCUGAAACCUUUUACAGACAGAGAGUGGUGGCGGCGAACAAUCCAGCGUCCUGUCACUAUGGGAGAUCAAGGCGGGCUUAAGCGUUUACAGUCCCUGAUUAAGAGCAUUACACUUCGGAGAACGAAAACAAGCAAAGUUAAAGGAAAACCAGUGUUGACGCUUCCAGAGCGUAAAGUAUUUAUUCAGCAUAUUACGCUUACAGAUGAAGAGAAUGCUAUUUAUCAUUCAGUGAAGAAUGAGAGCAAGGCUGCUAUUAGCAGAUAUUUUAGUGAGGGAACUGUUUUGACCCACUAUGCAGAUGUUCUGGGUGCCUUGCUGAGAUUGAGACAGGUGUGUUGUCAUCCACAUCUCUGUGCAAGUUUACCUCCAUCUACCUUUGAGGAAGGUAAUGGUACUCCUGAACAGCUGCGUACAAAGUUAAUAGAGAAGAUGAAGCUAGUUCUAAGCUCUGGAUCUGAUGAAGAAUGUGCUAUAUGCUUAGAUUCCCUCAAUCUUCCUGUGAUAACCCACUGUGCUCAUGUGUACUGUAAGCCAUGCAUUUGUGAAGUCAUCCAGAGAGAGAAGCCAAACGCCAAAUGCCCUCUUUGCAGGAAAGAGGUUGAAUUACAGCAACUCGUAGAAUGUCCUUUAGAAGAUUCUGAUGACACAGAAAAGCCUGCCCAAGAGUGGAUAUCAAGUUCGAAGAUCAAUGCCCUGAUGCAUGCUUUGCUAGAUCUAAGGAAGCAAAAUCCAGCUAUUAAGAGUAUCGUUGUUUCUCAGUUCACAAAAUUUCUCUCCCUCAUAGAGGUUCCACUGAGGAAAUCUGGCUUUAUCUUCACUCGUUUGGAUGGGACAAUGAGGCAGAAAAAAAGAACAGAGGCAAUUCAGCAGUUCCAGAGCAGUGAAGCUGGAUCCCCAACUGUGAUGCUGUUGUCUCUAAAAGCAGGUGGAGUUGGCUUGAACCUGACAGCAGCCUCACAAGUCUUUUUAAUGGACCCAGCUUGGAAUCCUGCUGCAGAGGAUCAGUGUUUUGACAGAUGUCAUAGACUUGGGCAGAAGCAGGAUGUUACCAUCACGAAGUUCAUUGUGGAGCACUCAGUGGAAGAAAACAUGCUGAAAAUUCAGGACAAGAAGAGGGAACUUGCAGCUGGAGCCUUUGGAGCCAAAAAACCUUCCUCUAGUGAAACCAAGAUUAAUGAAAUUAAAACUUUGCUGGACUUAUAAUUUUGUUAUAUUGGGACUAAGGCUGACAUGAUGUUACCUAUUUAAGUCAGCACGCUUAUAAGUAUUUAGGAUGGGUCUGUCGUCUGUGAAUAUUAGCUUCAUUGCACAACAAUGCAGGGUCUACAUUUCAUCCAACUUUUAAAAACUAGGUAUUGAGUUUUUGGGUAAAAUGUCUAUCAGGGAUUUCAGAUGGGCAACGGCAGCAGAAAAUGAUGGCAUACCUUUUUGUCAAGUGUCAUUUAGAUAACCUACUUUGUGUAUUUUUGCAACCAUUCUAUCUAGAGAAUGGGAACUGAAGUUUUUGAAUUCUUAAGUUAGACUUCAGACAAUUUUAAAAGAACAAUAUUUUAUUUAGGUGUUAUCUGCAGCAAUAUUUUGGUUGAGAAAUCAGGAUGUGAACCGUCUGCAUAUUGGAGUUCAGUUGUAUAGUACUAUCUUUUGCCAUACUGUAUCAGACCCAAAGUAAAUAUUUGUCUUUGUUGA
Messenger RNA from Sphaerodactylus townsendi, 3559 nucleotides. RefSeq names its product helicase like transcription factor (gene HLTF). NCBI's taxonomy places the organism in Eukaryota, Metazoa, Chordata, Lepidosauria, Squamata, Sphaerodactylidae. The transcript has 25 exons. Gene Ontology annotation, molecular function: nucleic acid binding; zinc ion binding; ATP-dependent chromatin remodeler activity. The record is from RefSeq and is a predicted model, not a curated record. The coding region runs from base 116 to 3076 and encodes 986 amino acids.